CUAAUCUGACAUUUAAUGUCAGUUGCACGCGGUGCUUUGCUUUGAGAAUAUGUGUAUUUACGAAGAAUUUGUUUUAAAAAAAGUGAGCAUCGAUAUAGUUAAUAUUUUUAAAACGUUAUGUUAAAUAAAAAGACUUAGGAAUACUUCUAUAAGUGCCGUGCAAUGAUUUAGAACAAUACUAAUUAACAAUAGGAAAAUUUGUUGAGUUACACUUCUCAGAACUUAGGAUUUAUCAUUUCUAGAUUUGAUAUGAACAUGUGGAGGUUCCUGACCCUUACUUUGAUGGCAAGCGUCGCAGAAGUCCUGGGGACUGCAGGUCAAUACUGUUCGGUGAAUACCUUUACAAGUAACACCGCUGGGAUGCAGUUUACCAAAGAGCCUGUCCCCACUGAAUUUGGUUUCGAAGACAAGUUCAAGAGCAUACAUUGCUGCGUCAAGGGAUACAGAAGUAUCGAAUGGUUCAAAAACGGCGUGCCGUAUCCCUGGUCUGCCGGAGUGUCAAACCUGAUCCUGUACCCAGAAGCAGCCAACCAGACACUGUACACGGGAAGCGCUACCCGUUCAGAUUCCGGGAACUAUACUUGUCGGAUCAGCAAUGAAACCCACAGCGAUGUUCAUACAAUCACUCUUGAUAUCCUCGAUAAACCUAUCGACCGCCCUCGAAGGAUGUUCAUCUCCAAAGAUCAGUGGGUAGACGAGGGUGACGAGCUACGGUUGUUCUGCGAGGCGCUCGUAGGAAAAUCGUAUUUAGCCGACGCCCUUAGCGACCUCCGAUGGCGAAAAAUAUGGCCGAACGGCACGGAGGGUGAUUUGUUGCCUACGCAAAACGAAACCAGGACGCACCGCGACGACGUGACCGACAUUCGCGGCUCGUUCAUGCACGUGGCGCGCGUCACCCCGCUCGACUUCGGCGCGUAUGCGUGCGUAGUGCACAGCAACGGCGCCGUCGUCACCAGCAACGUCACCGUCCACCGCAGAGGCGAAGAGGAGCCGGGCGUGCAGGUGCAGGCGACGCCGGGCUCGGAGAGCUCGAGUCCCGUGGGCGGGCGGCGGCGGCGGCGGCGGCGGCGGCGCGGUGCCGUGGCGCGCGCUGGUGCUGUGCGCGGCGUGCGGCGCGCUGGCGCUGCUGUCGGUGGCGGCGCUGCACCGCCGCUGCACGCCGCGCCUGCUGCUCGCGCUGCAGCAGCUGCGCGCGCGCACCGCCGGGCCCGCGCGCCGCGCCAGAGUGCUCGAGAAGGAUUUCGACGUGGUGGUGUGCUGGACGCCUGUGGACGAGGAGGUGGUGCGCGGCGCGCUGCUGCCCACGCUCACUCUCAAGUACAAGUACCGCGUCCACGAGUUGCAAUUGUCUACCAUGCCCGACAACUGGUACAACGAGAUGUCGCCGGAGCUGGCGCGGUGCCGGUCGCUGCUUGCGGUAGUGUCCCCGUCGCAGUAUACCGCGCAGCAAUUGCUGGAAGCGCUGAGACAGCUGCGUGCGCUACCGCUCUCGCCCGUCGUCGUACUACUGCAGGACCUGCCGAAGCUGAAGCGCGAGGCGAAGGAGAGCGGCGCGCGGCUGGUGGAGGUGGUGCGCGGGCUGCGGCUGCUGGCCUGGCGCCACGUGCACGACCGCGCCUUCUGGCGGGAGCUACGCCCGCUGCUGCCGCUCCCGCCCUCGCACUACCAACACGAUAAUAAAACGAAUACAACUCAAAACUCAGCAGAUAGCGUCCAAAACACAGGUAGUCUAACAGCGCUCGUUUGAGAGUUAGACUAUCUACUCAAACGGUUUGGGACUCUGGGACUAGCACAGCUAAGACUUAAGUGUAGGCAGCUGAGCCUGUGUAACUUUUGUAUAAAUAGUUAACGAGUGUUUGACACCGUGGCAACUUCGAGGGCGAGGCGCGACACGACCACUGUGCUGCUAACUUGCAUCAAGACUGUGAAUUAGUGCUUAUAUAUAAAACUAUCAUCUUAUAUAAGUUAAUUAUAGGAAAAAACGAAUUUCGAAUUACAGAGUUUAAGAUCUCACGUGUCUUCUGUAUUACUUUCCAUUGCACAUUUCUCAUUUCUCCAUUUAUAUUUCAUGUGCCAAAGGAAAGUAAGAAUUAUAUCAUGACAUUGUAUUUCUAAGAUACGUCUGAUGGUUGUUCAGUAUUUAUUAUUAUUAUUUAUCUUCUUGAUAUUUUGCACGACGUUUCAGCUUCGAUUAGUAGUAUCAACAUCUUUUUUUAGUAUUAUUUUCAUAUGAUUCUCGUAGUAAUGUUCAUUUAUUUUACAUCUAUGGAACGUUGUGUACUAAGUUUAAGUUAUUUACAAUGCGUAUAUGUAUUGUGUAUAAACGCUUAAAAAGUUCGAAUAAAAUUAGAAACUUAAGCAAAAUUCCUUUUGUAAAAGGAACUAUUUAUUCUUACUUUGAACAGCUGUUUCAUGUAUUACGCAAUUGUAUUUAUUACUUAAUCUAUUUAUCUUAGUAUUUCGUUAUAUUUAAUGCUAUUCUAGAUAUUGGUCUGUUAAGGAUUAGGAAUGAAACAUAUUAUGUUUCAAGGGUCUGUGAUAAUUAUGGAUGGAAAUAAAUAGUAGUGUAUUGAAAGAGGUCCUUCCUCAUUAGUCUAUAAAAGGGAUUAUUGGAAAAUUCAAUAAUUGUAAAAUUUCUUUUUAUACGUUAAUAUUAAUAUUUUUCAUUAUGUUCUACGACUGAAAUAAUUUUACGCUAGUUUACUACUCGUCAAGUUAUAUUAAUGCUGUCACCACAACUUUUUGUGUCAGCAUAUAAUAGGAGUCUAAUAUCUAUAAAUGAGUAAAUCAAAAUUACAGUAUUUUAAGGUCAAUUCACACCGACAGAAUGGUAGCGAAGAGCUAUUGUACUCGAGAUACUGAGCUACUAACUGACGCGAGGGUCAUCAUUUAUUUUAUACCAAUUUUUAACUGUAUGUUGAAACAACUAAAGUCUAUUUCCGUAUGACAAUGGUGACUUAAUUCGUCCCUUCAUCGCGCUACUCUAUCGGUGUGCGCUGACUCUUGUUUAGUCUACUUACUACAUUUAUCAAUUUAUACAGUAUUGGAUGUAAAUAUUAAGAAUAAAGAAAAGUAUUUUGAUUAAAUGGUGAUUAGAUAAUACUAAGAACCUAAGAUGGUUAAUAUAAUGUUUUGUAGUGUUAUCACUUUUUACAUUCCGUUAUGUGUUUUUUUUUUUUUUAUAAAAUUAAGUUUAUUGUAAAAAUAAUUAUGAACCAAAUUGAAUAAAAAUGGAAAUUA
Messenger RNA from Galleria mellonella (greater wax moth), 3240 nucleotides. RefSeq lists its product as uncharacterized. The record is from RefSeq and is a predicted model, not a curated record. Bases 250 to 1677 code for a protein of 475 amino acids. The transcript is spliced from 11 exons. Lineage: Eukaryota; Metazoa; Arthropoda; Insecta; Lepidoptera; Pyralidae.